Molecule: messenger RNA, 2000 nt
Organism: Oryzias melastigma (Indian medaka)
Lineage: Eukaryota; Metazoa; Chordata; Actinopteri; Beloniformes; Adrianichthyidae
Gene: fbxl22
Product: F-box and leucine-rich repeat protein 22
Exons: 2
Coding region: 222-1019 (265 amino acids)
Molecular function (GO): protein binding
Source: RefSeq, a predicted model, not a curated record
UUUCUCCUUCACUGUGUCUGUUUCUGCAAACUAGGCCAGGAAAGUGUAAACAUCUGGCUCUGUCCAGCGCUUGCUGCCUGUUGAGAGCCAUGACAGAUGGCAGGGGAGUGUAUGCCACAAACGCUUCCAUCGCUAACCGUACGACAGUUGUCCUCCCAAAAUAGCUUUCACUCCGCGACCUUAUAUGUGCAGGCCUUCGGCGUGUGCCUGAGGGGGGCAUCAUGUAUCUGGGCCACACAAUACAGGCUCUUGGCUCAUUGUUGCCGUCUUCCACAAGGCCCGUGGACUGCCCUGGGGACGAGGCCUCUCGGCGCUCCUCUGGAUUACUCACCAUGCAUCUGACGCAGCUCAACCGCGAAUGUCUCCUCCACCUUUUCUCCUUCCUGGACAAGGACGGCCGCAUGACUUUGUCGCUCACCUGUCGUCAGCUGCGGGAAGUCUUCCUGGACCCCCGGCUGUGGACUCUGCUCCACUUCAGCUCGCCCUGUCAGCUCCGAAGGGACAACUUUGUGCUGGGACCCUCGCUGCGUUGCUUGAGUAUAUGCUGGUUCUCCAGCAGGGUCCAGCAGGUUUGUAACAUUGAGGACUGGUUGAAGACUUCCUUUCAGAAGGACAUCUGCAGUAAACACGAGAAACUGGUCAGCACUUUCCUGACCCACGUCUGCCUCAUGUGCCCCAAUCUGCUCUCUCUGACGCUGUCCGGCUGCGCACACAUCACCGACCAGGAUGUCAUCUCUGUGCUGCAGUGCUGCAAGAGACUGCGCAGACUCCACCUGGAGAACUGCGUCCGCAUCACCGACUGCUGCCUGCAGGGCGUGGGAGCACACGGGGACAGCCUGCAGGAGGUGAAGGUGGACUUCUGCAGGAACAUCACGCAGGCCGGGCUGCAGAGCUGUAAGGUGAUGAGGCCGGCCGUCCGGCUGAGUGCAGAGAGGAGCGCUGAUAUGAUUCCUGACAUCCAACCUGAGGAGAGGCCGCCACUCAGAAAGUCACUGCAGAAACUCCUGCAGUUUUCCUGAGAGGAAACUGCAUAAAGAAGAACAACAUUCUAGGAUUUUUUAUGUGUUUUUUUUUGUUAUUUAUUUAAUUAAAAAAAAGACAUAUUUACAAUGUUUUCUUUUACCACAAAAAAGUUAUGAGUCUUAUCUUCUUGAAAUUUUAGCCACAUUCACUUUUAAACACUAAUUGUUUUGACAAAUUGCAGUUUUGCUUUUUUUUUAAUGCAUCAAACCAUUCGUUGGCAAAAGAAGCAAAAAAGCAAUACCAACAUAAAAGAAAAAUUUAAGUUAAUGUCUGCAUGCACAAUUUCAAUAAGCAGCAUAAAGCAACUAAGUAUGAUGUGACACUUUAUCAAAAAUAUUUGAUUUUUCUGCAGAUUUUUCUGUAAAAAUUCACAUUAAAAAACAAAAACUGUGCAGGAAGCAGCUUGUUACAACAGCUGGAGGUGGAGAUAUUACCACUAAUAAUGGUGACUGAAUGAUGCAGAUGGAGUUAAAUCUUUUCCUCCUGGUAAUUUUAGCUGAAAAUGUCAAAUUAGCAAUGCAAAAAUAAUUCUGAAAAACAAUAAAAUUCUAUCCAUUCCUCAGUGUUUACUCAAUUUGCUUAAAGUAAUUUUGCUCAAUUGGUUUGUUUCACUACUUUUAAAUCUUUAAGAGUUUAUUUUGUGGUGAUACAUAUGAUAUAAUAAACCCUUACAACUUAUUGUUAUUUUUUAAAUUAAUUUUAUGAUUAUUUUUGAGAAAAUGUAAAAAUAAUAAAUUUCCGUAUUAUUUUUUCUCAUAGUACUGCUUUUAUUGUGAAAUGCACAGACAUCUCGAGUUGUAAGAAGAGUAUAAAUUACAUCAGGCUCCAUGAAUUGAAUGUUAAACUGAGUGUUUAUGAUUUUUUUUAUGACUUUUCUGACCAAACAGGUUAAUUUUGGCUUCAUUGUACCACAAGAUUUUUGUAGAACUUGUUCUGGUAUUUUGUAUCCUUGUGGAAAUUAAAAAGGCUUUCUUAUG